AUGUUCUCCAAGACCACCCUCUUCGCCGCUCUCCUUGCCACCGCUGUCAGCGUGGUCGCUCGUCCCCAGGACGUCUGGGACCCCACGAUCACCUCGCCCACCGCAGGUGUUCGUUGGCUCCCCGGGGAUACCCACAAUAUCACUUGGGACACCUCCAACGCUCCCGCAGACAUCAGCGAGGGUUCCCAGGUCGUCCUGGCCAAGGGCGGCGUCCUGGACUCAGCCAAUCCUCUGGCCCAGGGCUUCGAUCUUCGCGCUGGCUUUGUCCCCGUCACCAUCCCCGUGGACACCAUUGCCGGCGAUGACUACGCGAUCGUCCUCUUUGGCGACUCUGGGAACCUCAGCCCCACGUUCACCAUUCUCUGA
Molecule: messenger RNA, 366 nt
Organism: Phanerochaete carnosa HHB-10118-sp
Lineage: Eukaryota; Fungi; Basidiomycota; Agaricomycetes; Polyporales; Phanerochaetaceae
Exons: 4
Coding region: 1-366 (121 amino acids)
Source: RefSeq, a predicted model, not a curated record